CCACCGUUUUCAUCAUUAGCCUUCAGCCCAUUAGUUCCUAACGAAGAAAAAGAGACAUGGCGGGUUAUGCCUGUACUUCUUUUGCUAACUUCCUUCUCAUUCUUCUAGCCGCUAGUUUCCACAUAAAUUCCAUGUCAGCUGGUAGAGUUCUCAGUACCCCCAAAACUUACGCAGAAUUUAUAAGAACAUCUUGCAGUACAACUACUUAUCCAAAACUUUGCUAUAGUUCCCUCUCGGUCCAAGCAAGCAAAAUCCAAAACAGCCCUAGGCUCCUAGCCAAUGCAGCCCUUAACGUGACAUUAGCAUCAGCUAGAUCAACUUCCACUAUGAUGCAAAAACUCUCUCAAAGCCAUGGCAUGAAGCCUAGGGAAGUAUCAGCCAUGCAAGACUGCGUGGAGGAGUUGAGCGACACGGUAGAUGAGCUUAGACAAUCCAUUGGCGAAAUGGGUGAGGCUAAAGGGUCCAAUACUAAGCUUAUGAUUGGCGACAUCCAAACAUGGGUUAGUGCUGCCUUGACCGACGAGAGUACCUGCAGUGAUGGGUUCGAUGGGAAUACCAUGAAUGGCAAUGUGAAGAGUGCAGUUAGGAAACAGAUUCUGAAAAUCGCACACUUGACUAGUAAUGCCUUGGCCUUGAUCAACAAUUAUGCCUCUCUUCACGGUUGAUUAGAUGAUCUGGGAUGAGGUUAUCUCUACAAUUAAUUACUCUAGUUAGAGUGAUGGGGCUUCAAUAAAUUGUCUGUAACAUAUAUUUAGUGUGAUGCUUGUGUGUCAAUACGGAUGGCAACGUGCCUCCAUAAGGAUGUUAAGGUAGAAUGUAUGUAAAUAUAAUUUUAUCAUAUUAGUGAAAAAGGUCUGUGUAAGUGGAUACUAGAUCUUGUGAUUUAUAUGAAAACUGGCUAUUGUUCAA
Messenger RNA from Hevea brasiliensis (rubber tree), 909 nucleotides. Its product is annotated as 21 kDa protein. Bases 57 to 665 code for a protein of 202 amino acids. Lineage: Eukaryota; Viridiplantae; Streptophyta; Magnoliopsida; Malpighiales; Euphorbiaceae. The transcript has a single exon. The record is from RefSeq and is a predicted model, not a curated record. Gene Ontology annotation, biological process: negative regulation of catalytic activity. Gene Ontology annotation, molecular function: enzyme inhibitor activity.